This is a messenger RNA of Guillardia theta CCMP2712, 381 nucleotides long. RefSeq lists its product as hypothetical. The transcript has a single exon. The annotation marks the transcript as partial. NCBI's taxonomy places the organism in Eukaryota, Cryptophyceae, Pyrenomonadales, Geminigeraceae. Gene Ontology annotation, molecular function: protein binding. Gene Ontology annotation, cellular component: extracellular matrix. The record is from RefSeq and is a predicted model, not a curated record.
AUGCUGAUUGUGUGCGCGCUUUGGAUCGUACUGGGAGGCUGGGUCGGGGAGGCUGAGGCGCAAAGCAGUGUGAGCUGUGGAGGUUGCACGUUUAAUGUCUCGCAUGAGGGUUUGUUGACGAGGGGGGGUACCUGUCAGGGUGACUGCGGAAUUGAUGCUGGUGGUCGGAAACCUCUGCACUUGGAAAACUUGGGUAUUCGGAGUUUGAAGAAUGGGACCUUCGACGGGCUCUCGAGCUUGCAGGAUCUAUAUCUUCAGAACAACAAACUGGAGAGUCUACCUGCACCAGUCUUCGACGCGCUUUCAAGCUUACAAUUUCUUUACCUGAACAACAACGAGAUUUCCUGCAUCUCUUCCCAGGUAUUCACACAGUUGUCAAGU